AUGAUUGUGACAAAACAACUUCUUUGUCAGCUAUUUUCUGGGCAAUGUCAAUUAAAAUCUCUUCGACUUGAUAUUAGCAAGGAAUUUAUGAAUAGUGAUAUUCAUAAAUGUUUAUCAUCAAACUCUUGUCUUUCUUCCAAUUCUAUUCGCUAUCAACCUCAAUCUUGUUGUAUGACUCUUCGCCGUUUAUUUAUUCGACGUAAUUAUGCAUAUUUUCUUGAAAAUCUUAUUGAAUACGUACCCAAUCACGAACAAAUCUCCGUUCAGUUUGAUUAUUCAUUGAGAUUUAAUUCAUCAUGGACAUCAAAUAUAGAAACUUCGGAUUAA
Molecule: messenger RNA, 327 nt
Organism: Rotaria socialis
Lineage: Eukaryota; Metazoa; Rotifera; Eurotatoria; Philodinida; Philodinidae
Source: the annotation of a GenBank genome assembly